AUAUACUCAUAUCGGCUCUCGCGUCUUAAAUCAGAAGAGUGGAGCACAAUUAGGGUUAGGGUUAGGGCUUCUCCCUUCCUGGCAAAAUCAUCCCUUUGAGCCGCCAUUGAAGAUGACUGGUAAGGCGAAACCAAAGAAGCAUACAGCGAAGGAGAUUCAAGCGAAGAUCGAUGCUGCGUUGACUAAUCGCGGCGGAGGAAAAGCUGGAAUCGCUGAUCGGACCGGAAAAGAGAAAGGAGGUCACGCUAAGUACGAGUGUCCACAUUGCAAAAUCACGGCUCCGGAUCUAAAGACGAUGCAGAUCCAUCACGAAUCCAAGCAUCCUAAGAUCAUUUAUGAGGAAUCAAAGCUCGUGAAUCUCCAUGCUGUUUUAGCACCAGUAGCUGAAUUGAAACCUAAACCUGGUAUCAGGGGAAGCUUGAAGAAGUAACUCUAUGUUUCAAUUUUAUCAAAAUUUGUUAUCUUUUGAUUUUGAAGAUUGUAAUGUGCUACUUUUUGCCCUCAAAUCUAUCAUGUAGUUGAUGAUGUUGAUGUCAUUUGGUUUAGCUUUGUAGUUUCAAUAUCUUACAUAACAUUUUAAGGGCAAGAA
Messenger RNA from Arabidopsis lyrata subsp. lyrata, 589 nucleotides. RefSeq lists its product as uncharacterized. The transcript has a single exon. The record is from RefSeq and is a predicted model, not a curated record. NCBI's taxonomy places the organism in Eukaryota, Viridiplantae, Streptophyta, Magnoliopsida, Brassicales, Brassicaceae. Bases 113 to 430 code for a protein of 105 amino acids.